AAGAUGGAUAACACAUACACAUGCACGUUUGAUAUAUCGAAUGGUAGGCAAUGACGUUAUAAAUUUGUGUCCGGAGCCUCUUCUCGAAAUAGGUUUCAUGAAGAGUGCGGCUAAUGCUAGCUGAAAACGGUUCAGCAUCCGGUUUGUACGCAUCUUUAUAGGUAACCUCAUAUCUCAUCUCAUGCCUUUAUAAGCACCCCUAUUCUUCAAGCUGGGACUUUGAAUACCCAAUCCGAAAACCAGAUGCAAUUACACAUACGACAAAUUGAACAAUACCUAGGAAUACAGAAUGAAUCCACCAUCCCAUAGCCAGACGCCCCGGAGACCACCGUCCUCUGGCACAUCCAGGCAAAAAAGCAACCCACAAACACCAAAACCCGGCAAGACCAUACCAGCGCCGGCGCCGAAGCUAAGUACCCAAAGAGGAAGAAAUCCAAGCAGCUACAACACCAUACCCCAACACCAGCAUCACGCCCGACCGUUAGAACCCGCCUCAAUCCUAAGCAACCCGCGACUACGGCAAGUAACCGGCAUGCACCCGCGCAAAGCGUGCUGGUGGAAUGGGAUGCACUUGCCGAAAGACGAAUUGAUCCGGUUGCAAUGGGCCAUGACACUACCGGACGUCUACCCCGCCAAGCGGCCGAAGGGCAACUUCUAAACCGGUAUUGACGGGAUCGCAAAUCAAAGGAGAAGGAAGGGCCGGCGUUAAAUAAUCACUGCUCAAUUCUUUCGUCAUUAUCAUCACACUAUCCACUGUCCAUUAUCUUAUCCCUAUACACCAACCGUGCAAUCGGGUAUCUCAACAUGGCAGCAAACCAA
Annulohypoxylon maeteangense is the source of this 819-nucleotide messenger RNA. RefSeq lists its product as uncharacterized. Bases 290 to 658 code for a protein of 122 amino acids. The transcript has a single exon. Lineage: Eukaryota; Fungi; Ascomycota; Sordariomycetes; Xylariales; Hypoxylaceae. The record is from RefSeq and is a predicted model, not a curated record.